AUGGCUGCCUUGAAGAAUUUCCUCGUCCUCAUUCCCCUAAUACUCUCCUUGGUCGCCUUUGUCCUGACAAACCUGGCGCUGUUUGCUGGCCACCAGCAGGGAUUCAUGGAAGACUAUGCUGUCAUUAGGCUCAAUACAUCCGAGCUUGGCCAAAACAUCUUCAAAAAUGCCAAAUCGAGCAGCAGCAGUGACGACGACGACGACGACGAUGAUGAUGACAGUAUCUUCGACAAGAUCAAAGGCAAGGUCCACGACCUUACGGACAAGGGCAAAGACAAGCUCAACGAUAUCGCCGGCGACAUCAUCGGAGACAUUGCCGACGACCUCGGCAUCAGCCAGUGGUACUCUGUUCAUAUCAUGAAUGCUUGCCAAGGUGAAUUCGGAGCCAAUGCAACGACUGCUCAUUUCAAGCUCAACACGACCAACUGCACUCAUUCAUCUCCCUCCAACCGAUUCAACCUCACGGAGAUACUGGAUCAGGAGCUCUCCAUCGGGCCUCUUGACAUCAGCCUCGCAGACAUUGACUGGCCCGACUCUAUCGAAGACAAGAUCAGCGAUCUCAACAACGCUUUACUCGCCCUCUUCAUCUUCUUCGUUCUGGGCGUCGGCUUCAGCGGUCUCUCCAUGCUAGCAUGCAUCCCGGCAUUCCUCCUCGGAGACAAGAAGAUCAUCCUAUUCAUAAACACGGCUCUCGCAUCGCUUGCUGCCGCUACCAUCACGCUCGGCAGCAUCGUCGUCACGGCGGCAUCUUCCAUCGCCGUCAAUGCCAUCAACAAGGCUGGCGAAAAGAUUACUCUGGUGGCUACCAAAGGCACAAAGUUCUACAUCAUCUCUUGGAUCGCUGCCAUAUUCAUGAUCAUUACGAGCUUGUUCUGGAUAGGCAAAUUUGCGAUGCUGUGGAAAAAGGAAAAGAGAGAUCGCGAGCGCUACUCCAAGGAGAGGUUCUAA
Messenger RNA from Trichoderma gamsii, 948 nucleotides. RefSeq lists its product as hypothetical. The record is from RefSeq and is a predicted model, not a curated record. Gene Ontology annotation, biological process: fungal-type cell wall organization. NCBI's taxonomy places the organism in Eukaryota, Fungi, Ascomycota, Sordariomycetes, Hypocreales, Hypocreaceae. The transcript has 3 exons. The coding region runs from base 1 to 948 and encodes 315 amino acids. Gene Ontology annotation, cellular component: plasma membrane; cell cortex of cell tip.